Molecule: messenger RNA, 5255 nt
Organism: Megalobrama amblycephala (Wuchang bream)
Lineage: Eukaryota; Metazoa; Chordata; Actinopteri; Cypriniformes; Xenocyprididae
Gene: ctcf
Product: CCCTC-binding factor (zinc finger protein)
Exons: 14
Coding region: 1099-3543 (814 amino acids)
Biological process (GO): regulation of transcription by RNA polymerase II
Cellular component (GO): nucleus
Molecular function (GO): DNA-binding transcription factor activity, RNA polymerase II-specific; RNA polymerase II transcription regulatory region sequence-specific DNA binding
Source: RefSeq, a predicted model, not a curated record
GGAGUUUUGCAGGAGCUUUAAUCGGCCUCUAGGUGUCACGAUGGGGCUCCCAGUCCAGGCGGCUGGCGGGGGGUGUUUGUCUCCCUCUAUCGUUAUCGAAAAUUUAGCAAAAAACAUUUAUAACCCAGAAGUUCGGGCUUCAGCCCGAUUAUUAAGCACUAUUGAAACUAUAUCAGACCGCAUUUUACCAAGAUGCCAUUAUUUAACGCCAGGAUGUUUGCUUCAAUCUUUAGGCCAGGCGUCCAUUUUCUGUUUCUUCUCUUUGUUUCCUGUCUUUAGAAACCCGCCGUUUCUGCACGCGCACUUAGCCAACCAGCUAAUAUACCUCUUAAAGUUGACUAGUUUCCAACCAUACAACGACCAAACAGUUUAGGAAAAGCUCCUAAAUUCACAAACGUCAAUUUCGCGAGGUUUUACUCUUGAUAUGUGCUAUUUUAAGCCACAAAACAUAUUUUAGCUCGCGCCUAUCGCCCUGUUCGCGCCCCUCCUCGAGCAGUUAAAUUCAAACCCGAGACGAUGAAACAUUGACCCGGUUUGGCGAUAAUAAAGUCCCAUUACGACGGCCUCGGUUCGCUCUUUGGUCCUUAUCACUCCUGGAAGCCCAAAUAACGGGGUUGCGUCUAAAUUAAAUAACAAAUAAAUUCGUCUUUUAUGAUUUAGCAUCCGUUCUGCCGCCGAUGCUAGCGUAUUGCGCAGAUUAAAAUCAAACGAGGAAGAUGCCGUUGCUAAACUAUACCGAUAGCCAUUUUCGAUUAGUAAGACCGAGCCUCGCCGUACACUCCCCGAAUCCCAGAGAUUAUCGCCUGAAAACAGCCGAAUCGCCGCAGUCGUCGGUCUCGGUGCGACCGCUCACUCUUAUUGAAAGACUAACCUCAAGCAACAAACGACUGAAGGGAUAAAAACUGUAGAGAGCUCCCUCUACAACCCGACUGGUAGUGGUACAAAAACACGAUUAACCAUCGCAGAAUGCCCUCUUGCUGUGGAAAAUCAUAAGGGUGUUUUAAAACGUGUGAAGGUUGAGCUAGGUAGUAAGAAGCAGAGUUGAGACAGUUAGCACCUUCAUCGGAGGCAGACAGUAGUGGAGGCAGGGGUAGAGAGAUGAAGUAUUCCUUUUUGAUGCAGGUUGAUAGCAGCCUGUCUGAGUGUGUGUAUGUAUUACCCAUGGAAGGGGGACCGACUGAGGCAGUGGUGGAAGAUGCUGGGGAUGCUUUCAAGGCCAAGGAAUGCAAGACAUACCAAAGGCGUCGAGAAGAUGAGGAAGUGGGAGCUGAAUUGCUGCAGGCUGCUGGGUUAGAGCAAGCCCAAGUUGAAGGAGAGCCUGUGGUGGAGGCCCAGCAACAGUUGGUCGAGAGUGUAGUUAAUGUCAACAGCAGUGUGGAGAUGAUGGUGAUGGACUCCCUGGACCCUGCCCUGCUCCAGAUGAAGACAGAAGUCAUGGAGGCUGCUGUCGGAGCACCUGUUGGUGCUGCCCAUGAAGCCACUGUUACAACUGUCGAUGACACUCAGAUCAUCACCCUGCAGGUGGUGAACAUGGAGGAGCAGCAGUUGGGCUUGGGAGAGCUGCAGCUAGUGCAGGUGCCUGUUUCUGCUGUGCCCGUCACUGCUGCCACUGUGGAAGAGCUGCAAGGGACACUGGUUGACGCCACUGCCAUGCCUAAAGAUGGGGAGCCGGUCAUCUGUCAUACCCUGCCUUUGCCGGAGGGCUUCCAGGUGGUCAAGGUGGGUGCAAAUGGAGAAGUGGAAACUGUGGAGCAAGAUGAGCUCCAGGCCCAAGAGGAUCAGCCUCCACAGCAGGAGGAGGAGGAGAUGGCUGAAGCCCAAAAUGAAGACCCCACAUGGUCCAAAGAUCCAGAUUACACACCCCCUGUUAAAAAGGUUAAGAAGACUAAGAAAAGCAAGCUGCGCUACAACACGGAGGGCGAUAAAGACAUGGAUGUGUCUGUGUAUGACUUUGAGGAGGAGCAGCAGGAGGGACUGCUCUCUGAAGUCAAUGCUGAGAAAGUUGUGGGUAACAUGAAACCGCCCAAACCAACUAAAAUCAAGAAGAAAGGUGUUAAGAAGACAUUCCAGUGUGAGCUGUGCAGUUACACCUGUCCGCGCCGUUCCAAUCUGGAUCGCCACAUGAAGAGCCACACGGAUGAGAGGCCUCACAAGUGCCAUCUUUGUGGACGAGCCUUCAGGACUGUGACGUUGCUGAGGAACCAUCUCAACACCCACACAGGCACCAGACCACAUAAGUGUACUGACUGUGACAUGGCCUUUGUCACCAGUGGAGAGCUGGUGCGACACAGACGCUACAAGCACACUCAUGAGAAACCAUUCAAGUGCUCCAUGUGUGACUAUGCCAGUGUCGAGGUUAGCAAGCUGAAGCGGCACAUUCGCUCCCACACUGGAGAACGUCCGUUCCAGUGCAGUCUGUGCAGCUAUGCCAGCAGAGAUACCUAUAAGCUUAAGAGACAUAUGAGGACCCACUCAGGAGAGAAGCCCUAUGAGUGCUAUAUCUGUCAUGCUCGUUUUACUCAGAGUGGUACUAUGAAGAUGCACAUUCUGCAGAAGCAUACAGAAAAUGUGGCAAAAUUUCACUGCCCCCACUGCGACACAGUUAUUGCUCGCAAGAGCGAUCUCGGUGUGCACCUCCGUAAGCAGCAUUCCUACAUUGAGCAGGGCAGGAAGUGUCGUUACUGUGAUGCGGUGUUCCAUGAGCGCUACGCUCUCAUCCAGCAUCAGAAGUCUCACAAAAAUGAGAAGCGCUUCAAGUGUGACCAGUGUGACUAUGCGUGCCGUCAGGAGCGUCACAUGGUCAUGCACAAGCGCACCCAUACUGGGGAGAAGCCAUACGCCUGCAGCCAAUGUGAGAAGACUUUCAGGCAGAAACAGCUCCUGGAUAUGCACUUUCGGCGCUACCAUGACCCCAACUUUGUACCCACAUCCUUUGUUUGCACCAAGUGCGGCAAGACCUUCACUCGCAGGAAUACUAUGGCCAGACAUGCAGAGAACUGCACUGGUAUGGAUUCUACUGAUGGAGAGAAUGGAGCUCCACCUAAAAGGGCUCGUGGUGGCAGAAAGAGGAAGAUGCGCUCUAGAAAGGAUGAUGAUGACGAUGAUAGCGAUGAGCAUGGAGAUCCUGACCUUGAUGACAUUGAUGAAGAAGAAGAGGAUGAGCCUCUUGAUGAUGAGCAGAUGGAUGUGGAACAGGCUCCACCCAGCGUUCCCAUCCCCGCACCAGCUGAACCUCCUGUCAAGAGGAAACGGGGCAGACCCCCCAAGAACGCAGCCAAGGCUUCUCCUACAAAGUCUAUCGCCAAAACCACCACAGCAGCUGCUGCCAUUAUCCAGGUGGAGGAUGAAAGCACAGGGGCCAUUGAGAACAUCAUUGUGAAGAAGGAGCCUGAGGGCUCUGAUGCAGUUGUAGCUGCCCAGCCAGUGGUAGAGGAAGUGGAGGCAGUCGAAGCGGGUGUAGAAACAGUGCAGCUAGCUGUCCCUGAAGCUGCACCGAACGGUGAUCUUACUCCUGAAAUGAUCCUUAGCAUGAUGGACCGGUGAUCUGGGGAUAUGUGUGCGCACACAGGCUGAUCACACAUGCUUGCAUAAAUGCACAUCCCCAUAUGUGUCCCCUGAAUAUAUAUAUAUAUAUAUACACAUGCUCAUAUACUUUUUUCUUUUUCCCCCCUCACCUCCUUUAAUUCCACGCUAAGUCCUCAUGUCCUGCAUCAAAUUUCUUAAAGACUCCAUUGUUCCACUACCUUUUCCUAUAAAACCCUUCUUACAUUUUGUCUUCUCAUGACGGAUCACAAAGCUGCGCUUUUCUACUGUUUCUAUCACACCAGUAGUUCAACUGCUGAGGGUUUUUUUUGUUUUGUUUUUUUGCUGUGUACUUUGUAUGUGGAGAGGCCAGAUGAUUUUUUUUUGAGACUGUCUGAGGAAUGUCUCUGACAUUACAUGGUAAAAUACAUGCAUCUAGACUUUUCUUUACCCAGAUAACCUUCUGUCUUCAUUUGUAAUUUCAAAUCUCACAUUACCAUGGCAAUAUUGAGAAACAAUAUCAUUUUGUGCCUGGUCAAGCCUUGAUAUCUAGAAUCGCUGUCACUGCUGUAGAAAAUCCUCUCAAUGUUUGACAUCAAUGAUGACUUUUAUUCGCUGUUUGUUCCUCAUGUGCUCUUUCACUGGUCACAGAUGAUAAUGUUAGAGAGCGUAGAAAUGUAGCCGCCUAAUUAUCAAGCCAGGGACGAUGACAUCCAUCCAUAUGUUAAAAAAAAAAAACCCUGCGGUUGAUAAAUUUGUACAAAAAAGGUCAUCUUGGCUAGUCUUGCUUGUAAAUAAUUUUUAUUUUCUGUUUUAUUAUGAACAUUUUAAUCUUUUUCUAGUGAAUUGAUGACCUUGAAUGCUAGGGCAAUGGCUUUUAACAGUAGUUGUUUGGAAACAUGCCAUUGAAGGCUUUCAAAUUACUUGUGGGGCAAAAUAAAAGCCUGAACAAUCAUGUAGGCUGCAUAACCCCUUUUCUUUCUGUCCCUCUGUCGCUUGAAUCGUUGCAUUUGAGUCUGCUCAACUCGCUUGAUGGGGAGGGGUUGCUUAUUCUUUUUCCGAGAGAGUGGCUUUAAUAUUGUUCCACCUGACGAAUAGGCUUCCUUGUUGGAUUUUGUUCUAGCUUUUGUAAAAGGAGGAAAAGGGACAGAACUGGGCAGGUACAGCAACAUGCAUGUCUCCAAUCUUUUUGAUCUGUUUUGAUGUGGUCGUGAUCACAACAACCACCCCUAAUAUUAAAUAAACUAUGUGACCCGAGUUGUUAGUUUCAUGGGAUUUUGGAAGGAGACUUAAAAGUUUACAAUAGGUUUUUCAGACCACAUUUAAUUUAAGAAGUUUAAUACGAGUGUUCGAGGAAGCUAUUUUGAUACGAACUGUUUCUAGAAGAGGAAGCUUGGAUGGGAUAUUUGUAAAAAGUUGUCACUUGUUCAAAAGAGCAAUGUCCUUAUUUCUGAUUAUUUGUUUUUCUGAUUCAGAAUGAAGUUUUCCUCCAACAUGUAAUUGCAUUUAAAUUGCUUUCUUUUUUUAAGCUCUUAAAAUUCUAGGUUAAUGCUUUUUUUUUUGUUUUUGUUUGUUUUUUUUAACCUAGCUGUACUGUUUGAAUUUUACAAUGGUCAGAAAAAACCAACCUUAUAAAGACAUUUAUUAUGGCUGGGUGGGGUAUAGAGGGCCUAUAAGGUAAGAUGGUGUGGAGAAUGUAUUGCUGUACAGCUAAUAAAAAAAUAUUGUCCUAA